GCCCCUCCAGCGCUCCCCCGCCCGUGCCGCAUGUUUGGAAUUGUUGUGAUGGGGGAGGCCGCAGCCAUCUUGGAUGAGCGCCGCUCCGCACCGAGCAAGAAAAGCAAGCAGAGGACGGACGGCGUUAACGACAGGAGCUAGCUAACAUUAGCUGUUCGGUCAGACUACCUACGUAAUGCGACUAUGAUUUAUAAACGUUCUUUAAGUCCCUUAAACGACACCUAAAGUGUGCGGAGAUGGAUUUAAGACGUGUCAGGCGGUGAUAGUUGUGUUUUGAGAGCUGGCGGAGGCGUUGCAGACCCUCGGUAUAUUAUUAAAUUUCUAGAUAGAAGAGUUACUAUGAAUGGAGGAUAAAUGUUGCCGAAGGCUGAUAGCAGCAGUUUCCUCCUCUUUUCUCUUCUCUUUGUCCUCACCGUAACGGACUCGCCUCGGACAGGUCCACGGCUAGCCCUGGCAAGAUUAUUGUCAGAGCAGCGUUGCAACACCGGGCAGUUUGCCUGCCACAGCGGAAAGAUCCACUGCAUCCCAAUAGAUUGGCAGUGCAAUGGCUGGACAGAAUGCGAGGACGGGAGCGAUGAGAUCGGCUGUCUGUCUUCAACAGAAGAGAUAAUUCAUUUUCGGGAUGGCUAUGAACAGGUAGAAGAAGUCAUCGGUGUUCCCCAGCCAGUGCGCUUCAACAAGAAAUGUCCCAGCGGGUGGCACCACUACGAGAAAACAGCCAGCUGCUACAAAGUCUACCUGAGGAACGAGAACUACUGGCAGGCCGUCGACACGUGUCAGAAGGUCAACGGCUCUCUGGCCACAUUUGUGACCAACGAGGAGCUGCAGUUCAUCCUGAAGAUCGAGGUGGACUUUAAUGACAAAGUCUGCAGAGAUCAGUUCAAUUUUUGGGUGGGGUACCAGUACGUGAUCACCAAUGAGAGCAACACACUGAAAGGCCGCUGGGAAGUGGCUUACAAAGGGUCCAUGCAGGUGUUUUUGCCCCCUGAGAGUCUGGCCAAACUCGGGGAGACUUCCCUUUCUCAGGACAACGUCUUCUGCGCUCAGCUGCAGCGCUUCCAGAUGAAGAACAUCAACGAGCGAGGGUUCCACAGCUGGCACGUGGACAACUGCUACAAGAAGUUCCCGUUCCUGUGCAAGAGGAAUGUCAUCUCCCCGCUCCCUUUAGGACAAACCUGCGUGGACAUAAAGGACAACGUGGUGAACGAAGGCUACUACUUCACCCCCAAGGGGGACGACCCCUGCUUGAGCUGCACGUGUCACGACGGCGAGCCGGAGAUGUGCGUCGCCGCGCUUUGCGACCGACCGCAAAACUGUGACGACUUUCGUAAGGACCCCAAAGAGUGCUGCAAGUUCACCUGCCUGGAUAUAGGUGGAAACAGUCUGUUCGACUCCAUGGCGAGCGGCAUGAGGCUGAUCGUCAGCUGCAUCUCCUCCUUCCUCAUCCUCUCCCUGCUGCUCUUCAUGGUGCACAGGCUCCGUCAGAGAAAGCGGGAACGCAUCGAGACGCUGAUCGGCAGCAACUUGCACCACUUCAACCUGGGCAGGCGAGUCCCGGGCUUCAACUACGGCCCGGACACCUUCGGGACCGGUCUCACUCCUCUGCACCUGUCUGACGAAGAGGGCAGAGCCUUUCACUUCCAGGAGCCGCCUCCACCCUACGCAGCCUACAAAUACCCCGACAUCCAUCACCCGGACGACCCGCCGCCGCCAUACGAAGCCUCCAUCAACCCAGACACCUUCCUCUACGUGGACCUCGGACACACGGGGGUCUCCAUGGUGCCGAGCCAAAUGAACGCCAUGGAAGACGCGCUCCAGGUCGACGUUCCAGACAGCUCUGCUCCCAUCCAAGACUCGGCGCCGCCCUCCCAGGAGAGGGCGGACUCCAUAGACAGCAGCACGCUCCUGGUGGGGCCUGACACUCCGACAGACGAGCAAGCCCCGCCCCCCGUAGGGGCAGACCACACCUCCUCCCUCAGCACUGUCAUAUAGUGGGUGAGGGAAGGUGUUUUCUGGCCUUUUCUCAUGGACUGUAGGGGGGGGCAAGUGUACAGAAAUAUCAGACGGUGGAGCUGCCACUUUUCCCUCGAGUCGUUUUACAGAAAGGUGCUGAUUUUGUGCAAACACCUGCAUUUUUCAGCUUUUUUUGUCCUCUGAACAGUAACAUUUGAAAAAGCACAGAUUCUGCACAAAAAGAAAAGGAAAAAAAAAACAGUUGGUCCAGGAUGAGAGAGUGUUCUCUUUUCCCGCUGACUGAGCAAACCUGAAAAAAAAGACCUGAUUGGUCAAGAAAUCCUGCUGUAAAUACCCUCCUGGGUUCACGCUCAUCAGAACAUCGCCUUUCAGUCCAAACGCAGGGCAAAACAAGGACAUCGACGCCGCAAUAACAAAAUCCAGUGCAAACUCAUAAAAAUGAUCAUUUUGUUGAAUAUUUAGUUGAACUCAGAAGGUAAUGGAAGUUUCCUGCUGUUCUUUUUUUCUUGGGAGGUGGGUGGAAAGCUUUAGAUAUCAAAUAGAUUCUGAAUUGUGUUUAAAGUGAUAAUUUAUGACUGCAGACUGUAUUCUGUUGUAGAUUUAGGCGGGUUUGUGAAAGGCUGUUAUUGAGAUUUGUUUAAAAAUUGGAAGAAAAGAAAAUCAAAGGAUGGAGUCAUCGUACUAACAACAAAUCCCCUUUAUUUCAUCAUGUGGAUGAAGUUCCAUUAAAUGUUCAUUUGUGAGGAUCAGUCUUUGCAUCUGGAUGCUGCCCCUCCACCUUUACGAGUGUGUAGACGAUGCUGCUGACUGUAGCUGAGAAGGUUUUAUUUAAAAAAAAAUUUUCCAUCAAAUUGUUUUUUUUUGGAACAAUCAUUUGAUUUUCUCCUGGAUGAGGUUCCCAAAGCUGAAAGAACCUGGACUAUCUUCCCAACCACCAGCGUCCGGAACAACCGAUCGGAUAAAAUAUGUUGUAUUGAAUGUCACAUAAUUUGUCCAUUUUUUUUUUUUUUUGCAUCGACAAUCCGCAGUGGAUUACCCAAUAAACAAGUGUGCAUGUGUGCUUUUAAACAUUCAGAACCACACACAAAAGCACAACAAGUUUGGUUUUUCUCCCAUUUUUUUAUUUUGGACAUUUCUGUGCAUGUUUUUAUCUUUUGGCAUGCAGAGACUUGUCUUUUUCAUUUUUUUUUUUUUUUCGGUUGAAGCAUCUUUGGCUGUUAAAAAGCUCAGAAGUUCAGCAUCUCCUCAUGAACUGAAACCUGCUCUCUCCACCCAAACGGAUUUCUAGCCUGUGGUGUAAAGACUCAUUUUUCUGAGAGCGGUUUGGGAUGUUUUAAAUGUAAAAACAACUAAUGCUAAAUGAAUUUUAUUGUCUCAUUUGAUAGCCUUUGAAAUUAAAAAACAAGAUGCUUUAA
This is a messenger RNA of Oryzias melastigma (Indian medaka), 3389 nucleotides long. RefSeq names its product DiGeorge syndrome critical region gene 2 (gene dgcr2). Gene Ontology annotation, molecular function: protein binding. The record is from RefSeq and is a predicted model, not a curated record. NCBI's taxonomy places the organism in Eukaryota, Metazoa, Chordata, Actinopteri, Beloniformes, Adrianichthyidae. Gene Ontology annotation, cellular component: membrane. The transcript is spliced from 11 exons. The coding region runs from base 355 to 1992 and encodes 545 amino acids.